GUGGGAAUCGGGAAUCGAGGAUCAAAACAGAAAAGCAACCUCCCAGGGUCUAGAGUUCUUUCUAACCAAAGACAAUGAAACCAAGGAAGAAACAAAGAAUAAGAAAGAAAGACCAGAUGAAAGAUAAAAUUGAUGUUCCAACAGAAAUGGAAAAUGAUAUUGUGAAUGAUGAAGUGACUUUCAAAAUUGUUGAGAAAGAGAUUUCCUAUCAUCCAAAUGUUAAGCAUGCAGACCUGGAUUAUGUGUCUACCCUGUCUUUGGAGGUUUUAUGUAAUAUCAUGAGAUACCUCCACCUACGUGAUUUUCUCAAACUCGAUCAUCUGAGUAGAAAACUCCACAAUGCUGUUACUAUGCAUCUGCGAGUAAAAAAAAACUUAGAUUUUUCUGAAGGGGAGUUAAUAAGUUGGAUGAGUGAUCGCUUGUCUGAUUCUUCCCUCCUUCAUUUGUUUAAUCGUUGUCAUGACCUGCAAUACAUUUAUGGAUUUCAUCCGCCAUAUCUCUCUAAAAGACGGCAGCGUGGAACAAAGAAGCUGAGUAUACCUGGAAUUAUUGAAUCAUUGUCAGUAUUAACUCAUCUGAAAGGUGUAGAGGUCUCUGACACACUCGUAUUAGGAACUUUAUUCACUUAUUUUGCACAUGUUGAGGUUCUUGGAACAUUUCGUAACAGAGACGGGUGUUUCCCCAUUGAUGAUUUCAAUGUUCUUCGCAUCCCUGAAAAUCCCAGAAUAACUUCUAUGCAUUUAAUAGGGAUAGUUAUUCCAAAGUUACCACCCUUGAUACAUUUGAAACAUCUACAGUUACGAUAUGUACAUUUCAUUAAUCCACAACCAUUUAAAGACUUUGCAGUACCUAGCUUAAAGAGUUUUGUUAUGGCUAACUGUGCAGGACCUACAAAUGUCCUGAAGUAUGUUCCACUGAUAGCUGGACUGGCUUCUGCUAGGAGCUUACAGCGGAUGGAACUUAUCAGAGUCCCUUUUCUGGGUGGAUUAUUACACCAUGUUAUACAUGAUGGAGGAGCUAGUUUGAGGGGUCACAGAUUUAAAAACAUGCAGACCAUGAAGUUUGGAGCUUGUAAACAUGUAAUUGGUAUGGAUAUAGGCUUCCUGGCUAUAGCAUCUGCAGAAAGUUUAGAGGAGAUGUAUCUUCAGCCAUCCCUAACAAAGGACAGUCUGUUCAUAGCUUUAAAGACAGCAUUUGUACAGUUUCCAGUAUUUGACAGACUCUACCUUGGCUACACUGAACCUUUUCAAGAAUCAGGUAACUGGACUAAUCAAGACCUGGUUAUUGAAGGACUAGACAGUGUCAUAGAAUCACCCUCUACCAUAACAGAUGUUGGAAUGAAGGCAGUAGGAGAAUGCUUUCCUACACUCAGAUAUCUAGAACUUUACAACAGCCCUCACAUACAUAAACCAACUGAUUGGUUUUCACCUGAUGCCAAUGCCUGGGAUUGUCUACGUGAGCUGGUAUUAAGACGGUGUCAUUCUAUCAAAUUAGAAGAGUUUUGUGCGUUCAUACCUUCACUUCCCGUGAUAGAGGCCAUACACUUAGAACUGAUGUUUAGGGAACCCCCUAAAGGAUGCUCUAGGGUUGGUUUGAGUGCAGGAACUGGAUUUGGUUUAUCAUCUUCUCUUAUUCCUGAUGCUCCUGUGGUUCAGAAUAACCAAGUACCCAAUCAGAAUGAAGUUAAUAACAAUUUGAAUAAUAUUGCACCCAAUCAAAAUGCAAAUAACAAUUUGAAUAAUGUUGCUGCUAAUCAAAAUGCAAAUAACAAUUUGAAUAAUGUUGCAGCCAAUCAAAUUGCAGAUGACAUAGCAGGUGAUGAUAUAAAUAUUGUGGUAGUCAAUGGCAACUUAGUGAAUGAAUUAAAUGCUAUAGAACCUAAUGUUGAAGAUGUCAAUAAUGAUGCUGAUGCUGCAGCCAAUCAGAAUAUCCAUGUCAAUAUUGAUUUAGCUGAUCUGGAGGACAUUGAUGCUUUAUCCAAUCAGAAUACUGCUAACAUUGCAAAUUUAGCCAAUAAACAGCCAGGUCCUGUUGAUGUUGAUGCUGCUAGUUUCAAUGAUAAAAAUAUUGAAAUGAAAGACAUAGCAUCUGACAGUAAAACUGAUGAUUCAGCUAAGAAUAACGAAAAUACUAAAAUAAUGUCAGAGACUGCAACUUCCACUGAAAGUUCAUUCCAUACAGAAACUGAAAAUAAAGUAGGAUUAAAUAAUGAGAAGAAUUUAAUGAAUAACAGUGCAUCAACAAGUUCCACUUAUAUUUCUGACUACAAUAUUUCAUUUCCAACAAGCAGGCACAAAUGCCAGUCAUCAGAUAGCAAUAGCUGUGGAAACCAAAAUCCUAGGGACCAAGCUUCUAAUGGGGGGAAAUGUGUUAAUAGAGACAAUCUAUAUUCACUUUCUAAUUCUUAUGAAGUUAGUUCAGAUGAAAAUGUAAUAAAUAGUAAUUCUGAAGAUACAAUAUCAUCAACGGAGAUAAAACCAAUUUCUGAUGAAGGUAAAUGUACAUGUGAUAGAAAUCCUUCACCCUGUGUGACUGAUGACCCAUAUAAAUGCAAAAAAUGUGAUUCAGACUCAUGCAAUGAAUUUGAAACGUUGGAUAUCAAUACUGAAUGUGUUCAGUGUAAUAGUCAAAGUGCAAUUUUCUUGUCAAAUUCAGAAAGUGACAAUAAAAUUGAAAACAGUAUGGUGACGUCACAAACACAAAUGUGCACAGUUUUCAAUGAAUGUGCAGAAAAUAAUGAUGUGUCAAAUAAUUCAUCAUGUGGGACAAGUAAAUCUCAAUGUGCUGCUGAACAUGACGGAGAAAAAGUGACUGGUGAUCUUAAUAAAAUUGAAUCUGUUCAUCAAUGUAAUAGGGCUUUAAAGUCAAAUAAUUUGACGCAAAACGUACAAUCAAGUGAAAUGAAUGAACAGUUUGGACAGGAAGUAGUGGUUCAGGACAAAAGUGAGCCCAAAACAGAAUCGUCUGCUGCUGAUUCUGAUUGUAGCACACCAGGUGUUGCUACACGAAAUGGGAAAAGUUUGAAAUCGUCUGCUGCUCAUUCUGAAUGUAGCACUUCAGGUGUGACAACAAGAAAUGGGAAAAGUUUGUACGGAAAGAAAAAGGGAUUGGUAAGGAAAAAGAAAUCACAGAGUUUAGGAGCAGAUGGGUGUACAGAUAGUGUUGAAAGCAUGGACAAAGAUCCAGUCGUGCUGAACAAUGCAUCUACUUCAACUUCUGAUAAUGAUUCAUCUAAAAAUGAAACAAAAUCCUCACAAAAGAGCAUAAAUUACAUAAAGAAUGUACACAAACCUAGGAAAAGAGAUAAUGACAAAAGAGAAAUUUUUAUUUUAGAAAAUAAAAAUGAAGAAAAUGGAAAAGAAUCUAGCGAUAGGAAAUAUGAAGUAUUUAUGAACCCAGCAUAUACAAAAUCGAAUGACUCUUGUUUGGUGAAUGAUAUUGAUUCUGAUGAACAGCAGUAUUCAUGUCCCACGACACGAUCAAAAUCCCGUCAGAAACAAGGGUCAAACCAAAAGGAAGAAGGAUUAGAGUACAGAAAAAGGAAGUCUAUGUCAAACUUUGAUACACCAAUUAAUUUUAAAAAGAAAUGUGUUGCACGAAAAGUAAUCACAUUAAAGAUUAUGUUUGAUCGGUGGUGCCAAGUCAAUGUUAGUGAUCUCCGACAAACUGCAGGCACUGCUAGUAAAGAUGUACAGAAUUCAUGUGGCACUAGUGGUUAUAUUAAGAUUGUCCAGAAAUCUAAGAAGUCUCCUGUUAUGUGUGAUAAAAUGACCAGUACAAGUGACCCAGUCAUGGAAGAUGAUCGUGUUCAGGUUUUGAAGUUAAAGUCUCAUUCCUUACAGUGUAUAACACUGAAUAUGGUCGGCAUUACAGAUUUGAUACUGGAGGACUGUCCUAAACUUAGUAAAUUAUCAGGUCAUGCAAGCAGAGUAUUGAAAUCCAUGACAGUUAAGAAAGCACCUGUAUUGAACAGACUAGACUUCACUCAGUGUAAGAAACUUGAUGAGAAUGGUAUGGUCAGACAGAUAGGAGAUCUUCAGAGUAGAAAAAGCAGACUUAUCUUUCUAAGGCCAAUGCAUCAGUUUGAUUCAAGAACUUUGGAGAGAGACUUGUUUUCCAAGAAAGAUAUUGACUAUAGUAUAUGUAUCAUUUAUGACUACAGUCCAGAACCUUUAGAAACUAUGUAUAACAGAGUUCGUGUUCAAACCUGGCAAGAUCUUAUGGCUGGAAUUAAUCUAGAGUUGCUUAAAAAUUAUGGUUAUAAAGAAUGGGUACAUAAAGAAUCAGAACACAGAGAAAACUACCCAUGGGGAAGAUCUAUUUAUAGAAUGUCAGGUUACAACAGCAAUUCUUCAAGAUGGGAGUUAAUAACAGAUAUACCAUGGUUGCGACCUUUAUAUGAGUCACCUGACCAUAGUUUGAGUCAAGACAACAAGCAUCCAGAUGAUACAAGAGCUGGUGUAUACUGCCCAGGUGUCAAAGGUCAUGACACUGUCAAGGACUGUAUAAAUGACUGCUUACCCAGUAUUGUUGAUGGAUUAACUAUGGAAAUGCCGUUACAUUUACAUUCACUUAUUGUCUAUGUUAAUUUAUGUGAUAUCAGUGGAACACCAACUUAUGAUCCAUAUGCAUAAAACUGUUAAUUUAUAUGAUAUUAGUGGAACAUCAUCUCAUGAUCCAUAUGCAUAAAACUGUUAAUUUAUAUGAUAUUAGUGGAACAUCAACUCAUGAUCCAUAUGCAUAAAACUGUUAAUUUGUAGGAUAUCUAUGGAACACCAACUUAUGACCCAUAUGCAUAAAACUGUUAAUUUGUCUGAUUUCUUCGGAACACCAACUUAUGAUUCAUAUGCAUAAAACUGUUAAUUUGUAGGAUAUCUAUGGAACACCAACUUAUGACCCAUAUAUAUAAAACUGUUAAUUUGUCUGAUUUCUCUGGAACACCAACUUAUGAUCCAUAUGCAUUAAACUGUUAAUUUGUAGGAUAUCUAUGGAACAUCAACUUAAAAUCCAUAUGCAUAAAACUGUUAAUUUGUAGGAUAUCUAUGGAACACCAACUUAUGAUCCAUAUGCAUAAAACUGUUAAUUUGUGUGAUAUCAGUGGAACACCAACUUAUGAUCCAUAUGCAUAAAACUGUUAAUUUGUAGGAUAUCUAUGGAACACCAACUUAUGAUCCAUAUGCAUAAAACUGUUAAUUUGUGUGAUAUCUAUGGAACACUAACUUAAAAUUCAUAUUCAUAAAACUGUUUAUUUAUGUGAUAUCAGUGGAACACCAACUUAUGAUCCAUAUGCAUAAAACUGGUAAUUUGUAGGAUAUCUAUGGAACACCAACUUAUGAUCCAUAUGCAUAAAACUGUUAAUUUGUGUGAUAUCUAUGGAACACCAACUUAAAAUUCAUAUUCAUAAAACUGUUAAUUUAUGUGAUAUCUAUGGAACACCAACUUAAAAUUCAUAUUCAUAAAACUGUUAAUUUAUGUGAUAUCUAUGGAACACCAACUUAUGAUCCAUAUGCAUAAAACUUAAUUUAUGUGAUAUCAGUGGAUCACCAACUUAUGAUCCAUAUGCAUAAAACUGUUAAUUUAUAGGAUAUCUAUGGAACACCAACUUAUGAUCCAUAUGCAUAAAACUUAAUUUAUGUGAUAUCAGUGGAACACCAUUUUUGUGAUCCAUAUGCAUAAAACUGUUAAUUUGUCACAUAGAUAAUAUGUGUAGUAAUUGUAAAAAUUCAUUCAGACAUCUUCAAUUAAAUUUGUUGUCAACUUGCAUAAUGUGUUUGAAAUACAUGUAUUUAACAUACUGAUACUUGGAUAUUGGCAAUGUACUGUAAACAGGCUAUUAUUUGAACUUGGAAUUAUUUUCAAUUAUAAAAAUAAUUCCAAGUUCUAAUUAUAGCAUGUUUGUAGUUAAUUAUUGCUGGGGUACUUUUUUGUUGCUGUUUGUACUGUACUUCAUGUUGUGAAACCACAAAAUUAAGUUUACACUGAAAGACAUUUUUUCUGUAAGUAUGAAUUAAGAUUGCAAUGCCAAAGAUAAAAUGUAAAGUUAGUGACGUUUGCAGUACAAUAAAAUAAUUACAAAAAUCUUUGACCAUAUCUCAUUCUUUUUUAUGUGCAAACAAUCACACACUAAAUUAUCUUCCACAGUGCAUGUCAUUCUAAUAGGCCCAAGACCACAAUUAAUGACCCCGCUUUCCGUUGUUAGUUAUAGUUCCCU
Mytilus trossulus (common blue mussel) is the source of this 6211-nucleotide messenger RNA. RefSeq names its product F-box only protein 38-like. The record is from RefSeq and is a predicted model, not a curated record. Bases 75 to 4634 code for a protein of 1519 amino acids. Gene Ontology annotation, cellular component: nucleus; cytoplasm. The transcript has 15 exons. Gene Ontology annotation, biological process: protein K48-linked ubiquitination; SCF-dependent proteasomal ubiquitin-dependent protein catabolic process. Lineage: Eukaryota; Metazoa; Mollusca; Bivalvia; Mytilida; Mytilidae. Gene Ontology annotation, molecular function: protein binding.